UUUCCUUUUACUUACUGGAUCAUAUCAUGGAUUCGGAUGACUCGUGCGUGAUGCAAGUUGCUAUUGGAAAGAAACGAAUCCCGAAAGCAUGUAGUGCUUGUCGGCAUUCGAAGGUGAGGUGUGAUGGGAAACGACCCUGCUCAAGAUGCAAACGUUCACGCAAACAAUGCGUCUUCUAUGAGGUCCCCAAAGAUCCUGCAACCGAGAGAUUGCAGAAUGUCGAGUCCGAAGUUCAGCGUCUCAGGUCACAGAUAGAGGGCAUGAACGAGCUUCUUCAUCUUCAUUCGCAGCGACUCCAGCAUGAGGGACUUGGCGAAGUACACACUGAUGACGAAAUUUUGGAUCGGUCAUACCCCGUCGAAACAUCUUUCCCUGGCCCGGGUCCUGCGAUUCCGAAUCCAGGGCACAUGCCCAUGCUCCUCGCUACGACAACCUCUUCUGCUGGGUAUCCGCAGGCGACAUCUGCCUCGCUACAUAUCCCAUCACCUAUAGACACGGAGGCGCAGCCUCCGUGCAGACAGAGGCGCUCUGGAUUUGAUGUCAGGGAAGAUCCAAUCUCAGACUUCAUAUGCAAGGGCUUGAUGACUGCUGAUCAAGCGAUAUCUUGUUUUCGAACGUUCUUCGAAGGCUGCGAUAGAUACAUCCCCAUUUUUGACCCAGAUGUCGAUACAUUCACCUCAGUACGCUCGCGCAGUAGCAUGUUAUUCAAUGCUAUCUGCACGAUUGGUAGCCGUGUUGAAGCAAGUGCACUUGUGGGCUUCGAUCCUCAACUUCCUGACUUUCUGCAUGCGGAACUCAAGAAAUGGAUUGGCGUCGUUAUCCAAAAUAGAAAGUUGACCUGCCUGGAAUCAGUACAGGCGCUCCUGAUCGUGGCUUGUUAUACGGCCGAACGCUCCUUGAUAUUAUCCUUCGCCACCAGAAUGGCGUUGGACCUGGGCCUGAACGAGGCGUUUGAGAAGCUGAUUCAGAGGCUAACACUCAAAAGAACCGACAGCACCGCGGAGAUGCCUGACGAUGCCAUGGACGCACAGGAGCGCUAUUUGAUGCGCAAGUCCAGGACCUGGUUCGGACUCUUGGUUUUGGAUCAUAUAUUCCAUGUCGAUGGCGGGAAGCCACCUGGUAUACGCAUGAAGGGCAAUGCUCGUCGCUGCCGAAUCUUGCUGCAUCACCCAGCGUCGACUGUACUGGACAUGCGUCUCUUUUCUCAGGUUGAGUUGAAUGUCAUUCGAGCCAAUAUCAACGACACACUGGACGUCCGUGACAGUCUAGCUCGAGAGGCCAUAGCUGAGUACGUCCACGAGGCCAAGGUCGACCUUGAUCUAUGGUUUGACGACUGGCAGCGCAUAAUCGUCAACUCUCUACCAGCCCAAGAGGAACGCCCUUUCCUGUUAGCCGCCCUCAGCGUCCAGCACUGCUGGGCCGAGCUCAUCCUCCACUGCAAAGCGCUCCGCUCAAUGGGCGUCGAGAACGUAGCAGCAAUCACCCCUGUCGAACGCAAUAUCCUUCACCUCGCCAAAUCCGCCGCCCGUCAACAUCUCCGUCUGAUCAGCCUCGAACCAGCCUUCUACCUCGCAAAGCUCAAAUAUGCGAUGGACUUUGUCUGGGCCAAGUGCGCCUUUUGCUUCCUGUUGCUUCUGAAGCUCUCCCGACUGCUUCCCGAGCAGCGGGACGAGCACCAGGAGCUGUUGGAGCUUGGGACCAAGCUGCUUGCGGAAAUGGCCUCUGGUGCUUCAGCCACCAGACCAGAACCAAGAUCAGGAAACAUCUACAUGCACAUCCUCCACCUGAGCAUUGAGAAAUACAGCCGCAUCUUCCAGGAACGGAGACCGGGGAAGAGUAUACCUACGAAUCACCACCCCCACUUCUGGGACCUGUUUGACGCCCAGGUCGAUCUGCAGUCUUUCGUGCCGGAGCAGUUUGUGCGCGACUGGGACUUUCCCGGCUUGAAUCUGUUUUACUUUCCGACGGCGUGGCAGGAUUUCUUUGGGGAUUUUUCGCUGGGGUUUGGGAGCUGA
Aspergillus saccharolyticus JOP 1030-1 is the source of this 2015-nucleotide messenger RNA. Its product is annotated as putative C6 transcription factor. Gene Ontology annotation, cellular component: nucleus. Gene Ontology annotation, biological process: DNA-templated transcription; regulation of DNA-templated transcription. Bases 27 to 2015 code for a protein of 662 amino acids. Gene Ontology annotation, molecular function: zinc ion binding; DNA-binding transcription factor activity, RNA polymerase II-specific; transcription cis-regulatory region binding. The record is from RefSeq and is a predicted model, not a curated record. NCBI's taxonomy places the organism in Eukaryota, Fungi, Ascomycota, Eurotiomycetes, Eurotiales, Aspergillaceae. The transcript is spliced from 16 exons.